CCCAAAAUAUACUUGCGGAAACCUUGCUGGCAGACUGCUGUGUUUUUGGAUGCCUCGGACCACUAUCACCGGGAAAAAACCAUAGAGUUCACUGCUGAUUGGCCACAAGAGUGUAAUGAUAUGUCCCUAUUUUCCCAAAUGGAAGUGGUGUUUUAUUAAAAAAUUGAAUUAAUAUGCAUACAUUGUUAACAUGAGCGUAAGAGCGCAUGGCACACAUUUAUUAUACUAUACAAAAAAAUAAUACAAAACAUACAUAUAGGGAAUAAAAUGAAAAAUGAAAAAUGAAAAACGAAAGCAAGUAUAUGCUGUUGCAGCCAUACUCAAUGACAAGGGUAAGAUAAAUGGCUGCAGAUAUGCGUGCUAUAUAUACGUGCUAUAUGCGAAAUGAAGUAAGUAAUAUCAGCUGAAAUGAGCGACGUUUUCAACUCGCAGCAGUACUCAAAGAACAACGCACAGCAGCUGAGCACAUAGCAUAAGCACUGUGAAAUUAAAAUACAAAAAUUGAAAAUAGUGCAAAUGCUUCCUUUUAAAAACUUUUUACUUUUGCUUAAUGUGGCCUUCAUUUGCUACCCGGCAUUUGUGAAAUUGCAUGUCGAAGUAAUGGGAGACAUUUUGCAAACGGAUCUUGUGCGUUUGGAGACUGUGCAUGAUGUGCUCAAAAAUUCGACAACAAAUAGUGAAAUCAACGCAGGCGCUGCAGCUGCUGAAUUAGAUAUCUUAAUGCCGCCAAUUGAAUUGAAUGCGAGUUUUGCUGGUUUUGCCGAUAUUACCUUGGCGCCAUUGGAGGAAACUGAGCGGCGCCAGGAGUCUGCUCAUCCAACAGCAAAUUGGUGGCAGGCUUACGAUGCAUUUCUGUUGGCACUCGGCAUGACUAUCAUGCUGCUGUUGCUGGUUCUCUUCACGUAUUGUGUCUGGCGGCGUCGUUUAGAGCGGCGCAAUCUGGGGUGGGAAGCUGAAAGUGCAAGCAUUUUCCACAGCACGCCUUACUACACCGAUCGAGGUCACAUAUUGGUCUACUAAAUUUUGUUGCACUUUGAAAAUCAGCUAUAUACAAUGUGUUGCGCAUAGACUAAUUGCUCGAGGCAUCAGUAUGUAGCACCGCUUUAAUUAGAGAUAUACAUAAUAACUGUAAAUAUAAUAAAUUUUAAUAUUUUUUAGAUGCAACAUGGAUUCCAUAUAAUAUAAUUGUAGUAAUAAGCUCAUUCACAGUAUUUUUUUUUUAUUUUAUCGAAGUGGAAAUGCAACGCUGGCUGGCAAAUAUUGCAAUAUUUUCUUCAACUUAUUUUCUUGUACUAAGACUUUUGCUAACGGCCGCAGGCUGUCGCUGAGAUUAUACAAAUUUCUCCUCUCCGUACGAGUUCCCAACUGACUUCA
Zeugodacus cucurbitae (melon fly) is the source of this 1374-nucleotide messenger RNA. RefSeq lists its product as uncharacterized. The transcript is spliced from 3 exons. The record is from RefSeq and is a predicted model, not a curated record. Lineage: Eukaryota; Metazoa; Arthropoda; Insecta; Diptera; Tephritidae. The coding region runs from base 517 to 1020 and encodes 167 amino acids.